AUGCCAGGGGAUUCCUUGAAGAUAUUUCUAAGUCCAUCCAAGACUGGUCUUGCUGUGCCACCCGUUCCCUUCACCGCCGCCUUGGGCUCUUUCUUGGAGCCUUUGCCGAGCAAUCUCUGGGGUAAUUGCCCGCUGUUCUGCUACAUUGACCCCUGA
Pyrenophora tritici-repentis Pt-1C-BFP is the source of this 156-nucleotide messenger RNA. The record is from RefSeq and is a predicted model, not a curated record. Lineage: Eukaryota; Fungi; Ascomycota; Dothideomycetes; Pleosporales; Pleosporaceae.